AUGCCCCUCUCAACAACAAUCCGUUUGGUUCCUCACCACCAGCCAAUGUUUCUGGCGCAUAAGCGACAGCGCCGCACCGCUACUAGUGUCCUCGCUGGCGAUUUCGAUCUUCGGCCUCCCCGGGAUGUGCUCACUAGCCUACUCAAUGGCGUAGCACCUUACAAAGAAGUUGAGAAAGAAGAAGAGACGCGUAGAACCAAAAAGAAAGAAAAGAAGGAACGCCUGAAGGAGAAACAAAGGACAAAAGCCAUCUCCAAGGUUCCAGAGAAACCUAUCAAAGUGGAGAGUGCCACCGCACCUUCCCCUGCGCCCAUCGUAGCCAUCCAAUCAAUCAGUGCCCCCGUUAUGCAGCCCUCCUCUUUCUGGCGUGCCCGCGGGACGAGUCACCGACCUACUAUACACAUUGCGACCAUGCAGCGCUCUGUAUCCGUUACACCGCCCCCAAUGGCGUCUUCCCCACAGUCUACCCCCGGACCAUCAAUUUCUUCAGCUACAUCUCGUACAUCAUCAAAGCGCCCCCGCACGCCUGCGGAUGACUACCCCGAUUCUGAGACCUUGAGUCACUACAGAAGCGCCCCACAACCACGAAAGAAAAGAAUUGCAGUGAAGAAGGGCUGGAAGGGUUGGGUGGAGGGUUCGCCACCGCCAUCCGAGAAGCUCAUCAAUCUAGACGCAGUUCCUGUACUACAGGAGAGACGCACACGCAGUGGCAAAAGUUUCGACGCAAUAGGUGUUGGAAAGGAUGGUUGGGUAUAA
Molecule: messenger RNA, 756 nt
Organism: Suillus subaureus
Lineage: Eukaryota; Fungi; Basidiomycota; Agaricomycetes; Boletales; Suillaceae
Exons: 1
Coding region: 1-756 (251 amino acids)
Source: RefSeq, a predicted model, not a curated record